AUGGCUCCUGCAAACAAGGUCGCUUCCGAGUUCGAACAGGCCAAUAAGGCUUAUGCAUCGUCUUUUCAAAAGGGCCAGCUACCCCUGCCUCCCGCCCGAAAGGUGGCAGUAGUGACCUGCAUGGAUGCCCGUCUUGAUCCGGCAAAAGCCCUUGGGCUGGAAGAGGGCGAUGCCCACGUCAUCCGCAAUGCCGGCGGAAGGACCGUCGAGGCCCUGCGCUCCGUCAUCAUCUCUCAGCAGCUGUUAGGCACGCGCGAGAUUGUCGUCAUCCACCACACCGACUGCGGCAUGCUCACCUUUUCCGACGCCGAAAUCCGUACGAAAAUCGAAAAGGACCUCGGCCACAAGGCAGACCACAUUGCCUUCCUACCCUUUAGCGACGUCAAGCAGAGUGUCACCGACGAUAUCGCCGUCCUCAAGAGCAGCCCCUUGGUCCUCGACGUCCCCAUCACCGGUUACGUCUACGAGGUCGAGACAGGCAAGAUUGUCAAGGUCUGA
Grosmannia clavigera kw1407 is the source of this 498-nucleotide messenger RNA. Its product is annotated as carbonic anhydrase. Gene Ontology annotation, molecular function: zinc ion binding; carbonate dehydratase activity. The record is from RefSeq and is a predicted model, not a curated record. Lineage: Eukaryota; Fungi; Ascomycota; Sordariomycetes; Ophiostomatales; Ophiostomataceae. The coding region runs from base 1 to 498 and encodes 165 amino acids. The transcript has 4 exons.